AUGUAUAAAUGCGACAGAAUGUUCAUCAGUAAUCCGGAUGGACUGAAAAACGGCACCUUUAGGUCGCCUCACAUGACGAACGAACAAAAGCAUUCCCGACAAUGCAUUUACACAUUCAUUGCGGCCGAGAAUGAAAGGAUUCAAAUCUCAUUCUCAUUGUUCGACUUAAGAGGAAGUACUCCCGACUGUAGUGGAGAAUACGUGGACUUAUAUACAGAACUGGAAGAGCCGUCACAGGAUUUAAUCACUACUCCAUUUGGGGGCCGUUAUUGCGGGCGAACUGUUCCUCGAAAGAGAAUAUCAAUGUAUCAGACAUUAGUGUUUGGCUUUUAUACCGAUCAGAAACAAGUUGACGAUCGCGUCUUCGAAGGCUAUUACGAGUUUAUCGACGCCAAAUUACUAUUAUAUAACAAGUAUAGAGAAGAAUCCCUUAUGUCUUGA
Messenger RNA from Medioppia subpectinata, 441 nucleotides. NCBI's taxonomy places the organism in Eukaryota, Metazoa, Arthropoda, Arachnida, Sarcoptiformes, Oppiidae. The record is from the annotation of a GenBank genome assembly.